CCUGUGGCUGCCUGCUAUCAUCGUUUUCCUGCCACCCCCAGGUGAGUGUUGCGGAUAUGAAUCAGAUUAAUGUUGGUUCAGUUUUCCCAAAUGAAACCCCACAGCACACAGCUUGGUCUACGUGAAAAUGUAGGACCAGACAUCUUACAAGCAGGGUGCUCAGGUGAUGAUGCCAGAGCCAGGUAAACUAUGGUUGUUAGCCAGGUAAAUGAUGGUUGUUGUCAACACGUGGUGUUGUGUCUCUGUGUUUAAAACAAUAACAUUGGCCCAAUUGCAGCUUUUUGCAUGUGUAAAAUGUAUUGUUGUCAACUUUUUUCAAUGUGUGUGGUCCUUUGUGGACCGUUUAAUUAGCCUAACUGUUUCAGUAAACUGAUUUCCCCUCCUAUUCACUGAAUAGCUCAGGAAUGUCUCUCCUUCCUGUACUUUGUAAGUAGGCUAUCAGCCAAGUUUAACCUUUUUUAAUCCCCUUGGCAAUUAGAUCAUGGAUCUGCAGGCUAAAAUUAAAUACCCAGUGCCACAUAGGCUUAGCCUAAUUGUAAUGCUUAUGUCUGAGUUUGGGUUAUCAGGUCAUUUGCCUUAUUAUGCAUAAUGUCUAUUAUGUUCUAGUGUUGAGUACACUGGUGGUCUAUCCAUCAUCAGGUGAGUAUCAUUUUAAUACCACACACUCUUCAUUUUUAUACCAUGAAUUAUAUUCAAGUUCUAGGCUACUGCUUCUAGGCUACUGCAUGUGUUCACAGAGGUUCUACUGAUGCCCACUCUGACUGUGGAGCCUUCAGGAUGACAGUUGUACACUGAGGACACAGUCACCUUGGCAUGUCAGUUACCUGGCCACUCUGGGCUGGGCUGGCAGUUCUACUGGCACAAAGACAGGCAGGACACUGGCCCUGUGGAGCAGAUGUGGGGCAGAGUUGGAGGUGGGGCGGUCUACCAACUGUGGCGUGCCUCUGUCACACACACAGGCCAGUACUGGUGCAGAGCAGGGAGAGGACAGCCAGUCUUCUACAUCCAAUACAGCCAGGCAGUGUCUGUUAAUGUCAUUGAGCUCUUCACAUCAGUGACUUUGUCAGCAUCUCCUUCGACCGUGGUCAAAGAGGGCAGGGCUUUCAACCUCACCUGUGAGGCCCAGCUUAGCAACUGCAAACUGAGCCAACAUCAUGGUAACCACAGUCUACAUAGUCACCCUGAUCCUGACUGUAACUGGACCACAGUGAUUGUAACAUUCUCCUUCCUGAGGGACGGCUGGCCAGUGUCCAGGGACUCUGUCAGUGGGAUGUACAGCGUAGCGAGGGCUUCUAGCUGUCACAUGGGGACCUACAGCUGUGUGGCCAGAGCAGGCAGGGCCAGGAGGAGCAGCCAGGAGAUCAGCAUCACACUAGACAACCUGUCUCUGAUACUGGUCACCUGCUUUGGCACCUUCCUGAUCCUCUCCGUGGCUCCAUUGGCAUUUUUUGUGAGACUAUACGCGAUGAGAUUGUGGCAGCUCAGAGGCAGAGGACAAGGAGAAUUGCAGUGCAAUGAGUGCAGUACAAUACAGGGACCAAAAUGAGAGGGAGGACUGGUGAGACGUGCUGUGAGAACUCAUGUAGCACACAUGGCACACAUUAGUGCACAGGUGUAGGAUCUUAAUUUGAUCACCCUGUUGCAUGUUUUUUACUCAAAAGAUUAAAACAGAUGUUUUAUUGUAAUCUUGCAGAUGUAUCUGGACCCAGCUGACUUGAGAAACGUUCUAUCAUUUAUUACAAAAUUGGAGUGUAGAAUAAUAAACAUAUCAUUAUUUGGAGAAUUUUGACCAAAGAAUGUUUUUGUUUUAUUUUCACCACAAUGUGGCACUCAAAUAAUACAUUGAUUCAACACUGCAACAUGCCUGUAUUGUCAAAUAGACCCAACUCUUUUCUCAUAACAGGUUCCAUAUUUUUUAAAGAAAUAACUGCCAACCACCAGUUGAUUAAAAGUGAGUGUGAGUGAAUCUCAACAGUGUAAGGCAAGCAAAAUAUGUUUGCCCUUAUGUUCCAUUUAUUGGUGAAUUGUUAGACUUAAAGGGUUGUAUGAUGAAUGAGCCUAGAUCUGAGAAUUGCAUUCUGUCUCCAUAUGAACUCACAAAAAAAGAAACGUCCCUUUUUCAGAACCCCGUCUUUCAAAGAUAAUUCGUAAAAAUCCAAAUAACUUCACAGAUCUUCAUUGUAAAGGGUUUAAACACGGUUUCCCAUGCUUGUUCAAUGAACCAUAAACAGUUAAUGAACAUGCACCUGUGGAACGGUCGUUAAGACGCUAACAGCUUAGACGGUAGGCCAUUAAGGUCACAGUUAUGAAAACUUAGGGCACUAAAGAAGCCUUUCUACUGACUCUGAAAAACACCAAAAGAAAGAUGCCCAGGGUCCCUGCUCAUCUUGCAGCAUGCCUAAGGCAAGUUUCCGGCAGGAGGCAUGAGGACUGCAGAUGUGGCCAGGGCAAAUAAAUUGCAAUGUCCGUACUGUGAGACGCCUAAGACAGCGCUACAGGGAGACAGGACGGACAACUGAUCGUCCUCACAGUGGCAGACCACGUGUAACGACACCUGCACAGGAUCGGUACAUCCAAACAUCACACCUGCGGGACAGGUACAGGAUGGCAACAACAACUGCCCGAGUUACACCAGAAACGCACAAUCCCUCCAUCAGUGCUCAGACUGUCCGCAAUAGGCUGAGAGGCUGGACUGAGGGCUUGUAGGCCUGUUGUAAGGCAGGUCCUCACCAGACAUCACCGGCAACAACGUCUCCUAUGGGCACAAACCCACCGUAGUUGGACCAGACAGGACUGGCAAAAAGUGCUCAUCACUGACGAGUCACGGUUUUGUCUCACCAGCAGUGAUGGUCGGAGCCGCGUUUAUCGUCGAAGGAAUGAGCGUUACACUGAGGCCUGUACUCUGGAGCAGGAUCGAUUUGGAGGUGGAGGGUCCGUCAUGGUCUGGGGCGGUGUGUCACAGCAUCAUCGGACUGAUCUUGUUGUCAUUGCAGGCAAUCUCAAUGCUAUGCUUUACAGGGAAAACAUCCUCCUCCCUCAUGUGGUACCCUUCCUGCAGGCUCAUCCUGAUGUGACCCUCCAGCAUGACAAUGCCACCAGCCAUACUGCUCGUUCUGUGCGUGAUUUCCUGCAGGACAGGAAUGUCAGUGUUCUGCCAUGGCCAGCAAAGAGCCCGGAUCUCAAUCCCAUUGAGCACGUCUGGGUCCUGUUGGAUCGGAGGGUGAGGGCUAGGGCCAUUCCCCCCAGAAAUGUCCGGGAACUUGCAGGUGCCUUGGUGGAAGAGUGGGGUAACAUCUCACAGCAAGAACUGGCAAAUCUGGUGCAGUCCAUGAGGAGGAGAUGCACUGCAGUACUUAAUGCAGCUGGUACACCAGAUACUGACUGUUACUUUUGAUUUUGA
Messenger RNA from Salvelinus fontinalis (brook trout), 3400 nucleotides. RefSeq names its product Fc receptor-like A. The coding region runs from base 896 to 1546 and encodes 216 amino acids. Gene Ontology annotation, biological process: cell surface receptor signaling pathway. The transcript has 5 exons. The record is from RefSeq and is a predicted model, not a curated record. Gene Ontology annotation, molecular function: transmembrane signaling receptor activity. NCBI's taxonomy places the organism in Eukaryota, Metazoa, Chordata, Actinopteri, Salmoniformes, Salmonidae.